AUGGCCCUGUUCAAGAGAGAUGCAGUCUCUGAUGCCUUCCAACAUGCCUGGCAUGGGUACUCUACACAUUGCUUUGGAGGCGAUACAUUUCACCCCGUAAGCAACACAUGUGACAACGGCUUCGGAGGCUGGGGUGCGACUACUAUUGAUUCAAUCUCGACUGCAAUCAUGCUGGGAAAAGGCGAUGUAGUGAACCGCAUUCUUAAAUGCAUCUCAACGCUGGACUUUACCAAAGUUGCAGGAGGUGCCAGAAUCCAGAUGUUCGAAGUGACUAUCCGACAUUUCGCUGGAUUGAUCUCGGCCUGGGAUCUGUUGAACGGUCCAUAUCGUGCAAUGGCAAAGGAUGAGGCCUUGAUGAAGUCCCUGUACUCUCAAAUGAUCAAGCUUGGGGAUUCGUUGAGUUGCGCCUUCGACACUCCGUCCGGUGUGCCGCGGAACUGGGUUGAUCCAGCUCUAUGCAAGUCUGACGACGGCACCUCGAACACAGUUGCAGGAGCAGGUACUUUGAUCUUGGAGUUUAGCAGAUUGUCAGACAUCACCAAAGACCAAAAGUAUGCUCGACUUGCUCGUAGAGCUGAGUCGUACCUUCUCAACCCUCAUCCGAGCGAGUACGAGAUCUGGCCUGGGAUUUUGGGAUCUUUUCUAACUGUUGCCGAUGGUGAUCUCAUUAAUACAAAAGGCAGCUGGGGAUCUUUGGCAGACUCGUUCUACGAGUAUCUGCUCAAAGCCUACGUCUACAAUUCAGAGGAGUUCCCAUUCUACCUCGAACGCUGGCUAGCAGCCGCCGACUCGACCAUUAGGUACAUCGGCUCCCACCCAUACGGCCAUCCAGAAUGGACCCUAAUUCCCUACUGGGAAGGCGACAAAACGUUCAACUACAUGGACUCACUCUCAUGGUUCGUCGGCGGCAACAUGAUUCUCGGCGGCAUGGUAACCAACAACCAAACCCUCAUCGACUAUGGCCUCUCAGUCGCCAACACCGCUGGCGAGAUCUACCACUCGACCCUCACCGGCCUCGGCGGAGAGUUCACCGGCUGGACAACCGACUGCACAGGAGACUGGGCCGCAAAUUGCAACGCCGAAAACUCCAUGCGAAUCACAAGCGGCGAAUUCAAACUCCGGCCCGAAGUCUUGGAGACAUGGUAUUAUGCUUUCCGAGCAACAAAGGAUCCGAAAUAUAGGGAAUGGAUCUGGGAAGCCUUCGAAGCGAUUACGACGCAUUGCAAGACCGAGACGGGAUUCAGUGCUAUCCAAGACGUGAAUUUACCUGGAGGGGGAAAGAAAUUGGACCAGCAGGAGAGUUUCCUUUUCGCGGAAGUUUUUGAGUAUACCUGGCUGGCACAUCUGGAAGAUGAUAGGAGUGAGAUGCAUGUGCAGGAUAGUAGGACGGGGUUGAAGAAUACUUGGGUGUAUAAUACUGAGGCGCAUCCUUUUAGGGUAGUUGGUACGCCUGUCUAGGGAAGGAAGAAUGUCGUGGAGUGUUGAAAUAUGGAGGCCGUCCUCUUUGAUGUUUCUUGAAAAGUGUACCCAUAUCUUCGCACUGUCUGAGUAGUCGGCAUAUGGAAAGGUUGAAGCUCAUAAAGACAUCCUCGAACGCAAGAAUAUAAAAGCGGGACUAUGCUGGCGGAAAAUGUAUCAGUGUCUGCCUGACCAAAUGUCUAUGAACCAAGCUCGUAUCUCAUCGUGCGCCUAUUUGACAGUUCUUGCGGUUUGUGAAAGCCAGUCAACUCGUAAGGAACUGCAUCUACUGCAGGGACUUCUGCUAGCCCAUAACCGUGUCCUCGAUGAUCCUGGUAUGAUGGAGGUCCAGAGCGACUUUGAUCGAACACUUGUCCACUCGCAGGUGUCAGUUCAGUAGCACUUGUUAUCUUAUUUCGCCUUCGUCUCAUGACCACGAGCACAGCAACGGCAGCGAUGACACUGGCACCAACGGCACUGCCCACGACAAUGCCGACUAGUGCCCCGGCGGAGAAUGCAUUCCCAGACUUUGCAACCUUUGUACCAGUGGAAGCUGCACCAGUGGCGGUGGCUGUGGGGGGCGCAGUAUCAUUGCUGUUAAUUUCGAUAUGCUCUGAGCAACUGCCACCCACGGAUAUGAGUCGCGUUUCGGUGGUAUCGUUGACUUGCCACAGUGUGUAAGUACUGGCGUCAAGGUCUACCAUCAUAUACGCAGACGAGAAGAAUUCUUUUCCGAUAAUGGGAACGUCGUUGGAAUUGACGUUCUCUAGUGGGGCCAUAAGAAUUGUGGAUGCCGAAGAAUUUGACACGAGAGCACCCGAAGGAUCAACGUAUUGAUCCGGUAGAACCAGUGCAUCAUUGCGUAUG
Messenger RNA from Pseudocercospora fijiensis CIRAD86, 2325 nucleotides. RefSeq names its product glycoside hydrolase family 47 protein. Gene Ontology annotation, cellular component: Golgi membrane; endoplasmic reticulum. Lineage: Eukaryota; Fungi; Ascomycota; Dothideomycetes; Mycosphaerellales; Mycosphaerellaceae. The coding region runs from base 1 to 1458 and encodes 485 amino acids. Gene Ontology annotation, molecular function: mannosyl-oligosaccharide 1,2-alpha-mannosidase activity; calcium ion binding. Gene Ontology annotation, biological process: N-glycan processing; carbohydrate metabolic process. The record is from RefSeq and is a predicted model, not a curated record. The transcript is spliced from 4 exons.